Messenger RNA from Linum tenue, 609 nucleotides. The record is from the annotation of a GenBank genome assembly. NCBI's taxonomy places the organism in Eukaryota, Viridiplantae, Streptophyta, Magnoliopsida, Malpighiales, Linaceae.
AUGAGCAGCGAUCGGCUUACCGGGAAGGUGAAGUGGUUCAACGACCAGAAGGGCUACGGGUUCAUCACCCCCGACAACGGCGACGAAGAUCUCUUCGUCCACCAGACCUCCAUUCGGGCCGAGGGCUUCCGCAGCCUCGGGGAGAAUGAGGAGGUCGAGUACCAGAUCGAGAGCUCCAACGACGGCCGCACCAAGGCGAUCGACGUGACCGGCCCCAACGGCGCUCCCGUCCAGGGCGGCCCCAGCGGCGGCGGCGGAGGAGGCGGUGGAUACGGAGGCGGCGGUGGCAGGGGAGGCCGCGGAGGAGGUGGCUACGGCGGUGGAGGCUACGGUGGCGGCGGAGGUUAUGGUGGUGGAGGUGGGUACGGUGGUGGUGGGUAUGGAGGCGGCGGUGGCAGGGGUGGCCGUGGAGGUGGCGGCGGUGGGUGCUUCUCUUGCGGCGAGGCUGGACACAUGGCCAGGGACUGUCCCAGUGGAGGAGGCGGCGGUGGAGGCAGGUAUGGAGGCGGUGGUGGCGGCGGCGGCGGUGGAGGCGGCUGCUACAACUGCGGUGGGAGUGGGCAUUUCGCCAGGGAGUGUCCCAACAGCGGCGGUGGAGGCGGUCGCUGA